AUGAUUCUCAGUGGACUGGAAGUCGUCAGCCGCCAAUUAGUGCGGAACAUAAGGCACAUUGGCCAGCAGCAGCAACCAUGUGGGAUCGACCUCACUUUACGACAGGUUUCCAAAUGGACCUCAGCGGCUUGUAUUGAUUUCGAUAAUACAAAACGCCAGGCGGCAAAAGCCUCCACCAUCACAUUCGACAUCGCAAAUCGAGCGAUCACACUUCCUCCAGGCGCUUACUUGGUUGACUUCAACGAAACUGUUCAAAUUCCACGAAAUUGCAUGGGUAGCGUCUUUCCAAGAUCAUCUUUAUGGCGGUCUGGUGCUAGUAUCACCACCGGAGUCGUCGAUGCGGGAUAUGAAGGUGCUAUGGGGGCUUUAAUGGAAGUGAAAAAUCCCCAUGGGAUUCUUCUCUAUCAAAACGCCAAGCUGGCUCAAAUUGUAUUCGAGGAAUUGAAGACAACAGUCGAUGGAUACAGCGGUAUUUACCAGUCCUCGACAAGUAGCAUUGGGCUUGAUGGUAAACACCUCUGA
Messenger RNA from Penicillium manginii, 522 nucleotides. RefSeq names its product putative dUTPase. The record is from RefSeq and is a predicted model, not a curated record. Lineage: Eukaryota; Fungi; Ascomycota; Eurotiomycetes; Eurotiales; Aspergillaceae. The transcript has a single exon. Bases 1 to 522 code for a protein of 173 amino acids.